This is a messenger RNA of Lingula anatina, 921 nucleotides long. Its product is annotated as sushi, von Willebrand factor type A, EGF and pentraxin domain-containing protein 1-like. Lineage: Eukaryota; Metazoa; Brachiopoda; Lingulata; Lingulida; Lingulidae. The record is from RefSeq and is a predicted model, not a curated record.
AUGACUGUCACAUGUCAAGCUGACGGCACAUGGUCACCAACCGUGCCAGCAAGCUGUGAUCAAUUCACCUGUCCUGCUGUACAGAACGUGACGUUUGCUAGUUACAAUACCUCCUCUACAGCCUAUGACACUGUGGUUGGUUAUACCUGCGACAGUGGAUAUAUGUUUUCUGAUGGCACUGUUACAAGAUCUACCAGGUGUAAUGAACUUGGAGCAUGGACGGUCACGGGAAUUCCAGCCUGUGUAGCGUUGACAUGCCCUCAGUUGACGCCAAUCGCAAAUGGAGUCAUCAACUCUACUGGUCUGACCUACCAGAGCGUGGCAACUUAUGUAUGUGAUAAAGGAUUUAUGAUGCCGGACGGUUCAAAGACAGGGAACCAGACCUGCGAAAUGUCUGCAACCUGGACACCUACAUUAAGUCCCAUGGGUUGUCAAGUCAUCAAUUGCACUAUGCCACCACCUGUUGGUGUGUUUGCAAACUACAGCGAGCCACUGGAUGAAAAUCAGACAUCAUGGAUAUACGGCACCAAGAUCACAUAUAACUGCACUAAUGGUUAUGUUUUCUCCACUGGCGAUACACAGCGAUUUAGUAGAUGCACAGCUCAAGGGGACUGGCUUCCCCCAGAUAUCGUAUGUGCAAGCGAACCCAUCAAGGUAGAGAAGCGCACCACCCGCUACCCACCAAAAGAGGCCCCUGGCGCCGCUAUCACCGGAAGUGUUGGGGUGAUAGUUUUAGUUUCUGUGGUUGUGUCCAUAGUUGCGUCUGACAUACGGACUCUUAAGCGUCAUUUAUCGUGGGCCAAAGCAAACAUACAAAGCAGAUCAAGAAAGGCUAGGCCAGAAGAAAAAACUGGCGUAUUAAAUUAAAAGGCUAUACUUAUACAGUAAGAAGGUAAUAAACGGAGAUACGCUGUAUUAACG